Molecule: messenger RNA, 7914 nt
Organism: Gadus morhua (Atlantic cod)
Lineage: Eukaryota; Metazoa; Chordata; Actinopteri; Gadiformes; Gadidae
Product: neurexin-2
Exons: 22
Coding region: 981-6020 (1679 amino acids)
Source: RefSeq, a predicted model, not a curated record
UCCCAGUCCCACUCUCUCAGGCUGCAGGACAGUUAAUCCGCCAUGGCAACGCUCAUGUUGGUUUGAUACAGCGAAUAAGAGCGAUUGGUCAACAUCUGCUGACCGCGCCCUCAACCCGUGCAAGCUUCCCACCAAACUACCGCCGCCAAGUGUCGGCGGAAUGACGGCUCGGCUCCGGGUGCCGGAGAGGAAGAAGAAGAAAGCCCCCGCGCUUCUGUGACCGUUACACCGCCAAGCCGUGGCCGUCCUCCUCGCGUCUCGUCUCCACUGCAUAAUUAAAGAUACCCGGCUUUCCAGGUAAAGACAAAAGUCGCAUUCAUCUGCCGCAUUCGUCACUUUGCCUCAGUGUAAAGGGAUUGCUUUCGUCGUGGUGGAACCUGGAUUGCUAAAGCCGUCAUCCCCCUGCCUACAUGUGUCGGAUCGCCGACGGAUCUCCAGGAUGGUCGGGAGCUGAAGAUGAGCGUGGAUGUACCAGUCGAUGAUUGGCUGUCUGCCUAGCCAAUCCCGGGAGAUCUGAGGAAGGACAGUGUUGCUGGACAGCGGCCAGAACACCUUGUGGAUGGAGCAGCAGACGGCUGACCGGAGACACAGUGUCGUGUGGAUUGGUGCUCCAGUCGCUCCUCUCUCCAAACCCCAAACCCAAACUGAGGUGCUUCAUACGUUGGAAUGUGUUGCGCUUGUUCACACUGACACUCUGGGUCCGCCUUUCGAAAAACUGCAAAAACAUUCAGGGGAAAAGGGAAGCCCCGAACGGAAAAGCCUUAAUUCGUACAUCUAGCCAACUUGAAUUGCAUUGUAUUCGCCGUUGCCUUUUGUGGUGAGACGGCAGUAAGCAAGAACGGAAAAAGAACAGCAACAAAAAAACUAGUAGAAAGCGAAAGCGGCUGUGUGGGGAGAGAGAGGCUCGCUUCUGAUUCCCAUCACGUAGACGCAACCGAGAGGAAAAUAAUUUGGAGCUGUCAGUCACCUUCAUCACCAUCAUGGGGAGGUGUGAAGGUCGGCCGUCACGCUCGGUGUGUUUCCCGGCGGUGCUGGCGCUGCUGGCCGCCGCGGCGGUGGCCUUAGAGUAUGAGGGAGUCCCCGGCCAGUGGGCGCGCUACAGCCGCUGGGACGCCAAGGCCGAGGGCGACCUCAGCCUCAUCGUCAAGACCAACCUCAGCAAGGCGCUGGUGCUCUACCUGGACGACGGCGGCAACUGCGACUUCCUGGAGCUGCUGGUGGUGGACGGACGGCUGCAGCUGCGCUUCACCAUCCACUGCGUGGAGCCCGCCCGGCUGCACACGGAGACGCGCGUCAACGACCACCGCUGGCACCGCGUGCUGCUCACGCGCAACCACCGGGAGACGCGGCUGGUGGUGGACAACGAGAACAAGCGGGCGGAGGUCAAGGCCAAGCGGGGGGAGAUGGUGGUGGCCAGCGACCUGUUUGUGGGCGGGAUCCCGCCCGACGUGCGCCUGUCGGCGCUGACCUCCAGCACGGUGAAGUACGAGCCGCCGUUCCAGGGGCUGAUCGCCAACCUGAAGGUGGGGGAGGCGGCCCCUCUGCUGCUGGACGGCCAGGGAGUCCACAACGACGUGGACUACCUGUGCGAGCUCCACUCGCCCUGCGGCCACGGAGGGGCGUGCUCGCUUCACCAGGGCCAGGCCGUCUGCGACUGCAGCAACAGCGGCUACAAGGGCAGCUACUGCCAGGAAGUAGCAGUCCAGAAGGAAGUUGAAGGUCUGGCGCAUCUGAAGCUGACCCGCCAAGUUAAUCGCCAAGGCCAGGCUGAGUCGGUGGCCACCUUCAGGGGCAACGAGUUCUUCAGCUACAACCUGUCGCAGACGCCCAUCCAGAGCAGCCUGGACGAGAUCACGCUGUCCUUCCGCACGCGGCAGCGCAACGGGCUGCUGCUGCACACGGGCCGCUCGGCCGACUACGUCAACCUGUCCCUGAGGAACGGGGCCCUGUGGCUGGUGAUCAACCUGGGCUCCGGGGCCUUCGAGGCCCUCGUGGAGCCCGCCGCCGGCAACUUCAACGACAACGGCUGGCACGACGUGCGGGUCACGCGGAACCUGCGCCAGGUCACCAUCCUGGUGGACGGCAUCCUGACCACCACGGGCUACACCCAGGAGGACUACACCAUGCUGGGCUCAGACGACCUCUUCUACAUCGGCGGGAGUCAGAACACGGCCGACCUGCCCGGCUCCCCCGUCAGCAACAACUUCAUGGGCUGCCUCAAAGACGUGGUGUACAAGAACAACGAGUUCCGGCUGGAGCUGUCGCGGCUGGCCGAGCAGCGGCACCCCAAGGUGGGGAUCCACGGGGACCUGGCCUUCCGCUGCGACGACGUGGAGGCCCUGGAGCCCGUGUCCUUCGACGCGCCCGCCGCCUUCCUGACGCUGCCGCGCUGGAACACCAAGAGGACCGGCGCCAUCUCCUUCGACUUCCGCUCCACCGAGCCCAGCGGCCUGCUGCUGUUCGGCCAGGGCAGCCAGAGGGCGUCGGCCCCCGACCGCAAGCCCCGCGCAGACUACUUCUCCAUGGAGCUCCUGGACGGCUUCCUGUACCUGCUGAUGGACAUGGGCUCCGGCAGCAUCAAGAUGAAGGCCAGCGCCCUCCGGCUGACGGACGGCGAGUGGUGCCACGUGGACUUCCAGCGGGAUGGCCGCAAAGGGUUCAUCUCGGUCAACAGCCUCAGCCUCCCCUUCGCGGCCAACGAAGGCAGUGAGAUCCUCGAUCUGGACGGGGACAUGUACCUGGGGGGUCUCCCUGAAGAACGCCUGCAGAGCCAGGGCCCGGGCCAGCCGGGCCAGAGCCAGCAGGGCUUGAUGUCCCUGCCUCCGGAGGUGUGGACGGCCUCCCUCAACCUGGGCUACGUGGGCUGCGUGAGGGACCUUUUCAUCGACGGCCAGAGCCGGGACCUGCGCAAGCUGGCGGAGGUCCAGGGCGCGGCGGGCGUCAGCGGCCUGUGCACCAAGGAGACCCAUGUCCAGUGCGCCAAGGACACCUGCCUCAACGGAGGCCACUGCCGAGAGGGCUGGAACCGGCACAUCUGCGAGUGCAACGGCACAGGGUACCUCGGAGCGAGCUGUGAGACCGAGGCGACGGUGCUGAGCUACGACGGCAGCAUGUACCUGAAGGUGGUGCUCCCGCAGGCGCUGCACACGGAGGCGGAGGACCUGUCCCUGCGCUUCAUGUCCCAGCGGGCCUACGGCCUGCUGGUGGCCACCACCUCCCAGGAGUCGGCCGACACCCUCCGUCUGGAGCUGGACGGGGGCCGGGUGAAGCUCACGGUCAACCUGGAUUGUAUCAGGAUAGACUGUUCCCUCAGUAAAGGUCCUGAGAUGCUGGUGGUGGGACAGAAGCUCAACGACAACGAGUGGCACACGGUGAAGGUGGUCCGCCGGGGGAAGAACCUGCAGCUGUCCGUGGACAACGUCACCGUGGAAGGUCACAUGACCGGCGCCCACACCCGGCUGGAGUUCAACAGCGUGGAGACGGGCAUCAUGACGGAGCGCCGCUUCAUCUCCGUCAUGCCCUCCAACUUCAUCGGCCACCUGCAGUCGCUGGUGUUCAACGGCGCGCCGUACCUGGACCAGUGCAAGAACGGCGACAUCUCCUGCUGCGAGCUCAACGCCCGCUUCGGCAUGCGCCACAUCGUGGCCAACCCCGUCAGCUUCGGCAGCCAGGAGAGCUACAUGGCCUUCUCCACGCUGCAGGCCUACGCCUCCAUGCACCUCUUCUUCCAGUUCAAGACCCCCACGCCCGACGGACUCAUCCUCUACAACUCGGGCGACGGCAGCGACUUCAUCGUGGUGGAGCUGGUGAAAGGCUACGUCCACUACGUGUUCGACCUCGGCAACGGGCCGUCGCUGAUGAAGGGCAACUCGGACAAGCCGCUCAACGACAACCAGUGGCACGACGUGGUGGUGUCGCGCGACGCCGCCAACGUGCACACGCUCAAGAUAGACGCGCACACCGUCACACAGCACUCCAACGGGGCCCGCAACCUGGACCUCAAAGGCGAGCUGUACAUCGGCGGGGUGGGGAAGGGCAUGUACAACAGCUUACCCCGGCUCAUAGCGUCCAGCGAGGGCUACCAGGGCUGCCUGGCCUCCGUCGACCUCAACGGCAGACUGCCUGACCUGCUGGCCGACGCUCUCCACAAGGUGGGGCAGGUGGAGCGCGGCUGUGGAGGGCCGAGCACCACCUGUACGGAGGAGUCGUGCCUCCACCAGGGGGUGUGUCUGCAGCUCUGGGAGGGCUUCUUCUGCGACUGCACCAUGACCACGUACGGUGGGCCCUUCUGCAGCGACCCUGGAACCACGUAUAUCUUUGGUAAAGGAGGCGCCCUCAUCACCUACACCUGGGCUCCCAAUGAGCGACCGAGCACGCGUGCCGACCGCCUGGCCGUGGGCUUCAGCACCCUGCAGAAGGACGCCAUCUUGGUCCGCGUAGAGAGCACCCACGGGCUAGGAGACUUCCUCCAGCUUCAUAUAGACCAGGGGAAGAUCGGCGUCAUCUUCAACGUGGGCACGGACGACAUCACCAUCGACGAGCCCGCGGUCGUCGUUAACGACGGCAAGUACCACGUGGUGCGCUUCACCCGUAGCGGUGGCAACGCCACGCUCCAGGUGGACAACCAGCCCGUCAUCGAGCGCUACCCGCCAGGAAACUUUGAUAAUGAGCGACUGGCUAUUGCUAGGCAAAGAAUCCCAUACCGACUCGGUCGGGUAGUUGACGAGUGGCUACUCGAUAAAGGGCGGCAGCUGACCAUCUUCAACAGCCAGGCGGCCAUCAAGAUCGGGGGCAACGACAAGGGGCGCCCGUUCCAGGGCCAGAUCUCGGGCCUGUACUACAACGGGCUGCAGGUGCUGAAGCUGGCGGCGGAGAGCGACCCCAGCGUGCAGGCGGAGGGGAACCUGCGGCUGGUGGGCGACUCGCUGUCGGCCGUCACCGCCGACGCCACGGCCGCGACGCCGGUGGCCGUGUCCGACAUGUCCACCACCAUCAUGGAGACCACCACCACCAUGGCCACCACCACCACCCGGCGCCAGCGCUCGCCCAGCCUGCGGGAGAGCAUCUCUAAGCCCCAGAACUCAGACGACAUCCUGGUGGCAUCCGCCGAGUGCCCCAGUGACGACGAGGAUCUGGAGGAGUGUGAGCCCGGAACAGGAGGUGAACUAGUGUUGCCCAUAAUAACGGUGGACUCCCUCGAGCCGCCCUCCAUCGCCACCCGCUUCCCCGCCAUCCCCCCUCCCCCCACCCUGCUGUCCCCGCUCGACACCACCAGAGAGUCCCUGAUGGUGCCCCCCCACCCCUCCUCCUGCCCCCCCGACCAGGAGGACUGCGGUGACCCCGUGGAGGUGUCGGCCUUCGGCUCCGGCGAGAUGACCGAGUCGGACGACGAGGACUUCUACGGCAACGCCAACAACUCCCCGCUGGUCACCGACAGGACCGUCCUGCCGCCCCCUCCCGCCGCCGCCGCGGGCGCCGGCGGCGAGGGCGGAGCCGGCAAGAAACCCCGCCCCCACCACCCUCCCCGUGCUCCCACCACCCACCCCGACCAGCCGCAGCACCACAUCCCCGCGGGCAAAAUGAACACCCGAGACCAGGUGCUUCUGCCGCCCGCGCCCCCCUCCUCCAGAAACACCCCCGGACUAACCUACCCCCCCAAUUUUCCCCAUGUGCCCACAGCCGCGCCGACGGGGCCGGACGAAGAGAAGGGCCGGCCCGGGGCGGUGGAGGUGAUCAGGGAGUCCAGCAGCACCACGGGCAUGGUGGUGGGCAUCGUGGCCGCCGCCGCGCUCUGCAUCCUCAUCCUGCUCUACGCCAUGUACAAGUACCGCAACCGGGACGAGGGCUCCUACCAGGCGGAGCAGGGCCACAGCUACGUCAACAGCAGCGGCCUGGAGGGCGCGGGGGGCCCCCGCAAGGACAAGGCGGACGGCACGGCCAUGGGGCCGGUGGCGGCCGGGACGGGGACCAAGGCGACCGCCAAGGGCAAGAAGAACAAGGACAAGGAGUACUACGUGUGAGGGAGAGGACGGAGGGAGGACGAAGAGACGUGGACGGACACUUAAGAGGAUGGAUUGACGUUUUCAUAUCCCCCCCACACACACACACACACACACACACACACACACACAACCCCCAACCCCCAUUACUUCCUGCCCCGUCAGUUUCAGAAAAGGUCACAAAGACGUAGAGAUGGAGGUUGAGGGCAAUGACGCGACGGUUCUGUUACGAGUUACGUUCACAUUGGGACACAACGCGACCCGCUGAACGUUUGUUUAAAAAAAGAAUAGGCCAUGGGACCCACUCUCUGUGCUGACCUCCGCUCUCUCAUUCUGCCAGCGCCGUUCAUCUACUGUCCUUUUGUUUCUCGAUGUAAUUACUGAGUAAGAGUGAGCAUCCAUUUUGGCUUUGUACAUAGCAGGGAUACGGUUAGGUAAGGCACAUGCAGGGGGACAGCUCUACAUGUUGGUUUGUGGGACUUUUCUUUUUUUAUACUUUCCUACGCCCUCUCCGAAGAAAAGAUGUUGUGUGUGGUUUGCGGGGAGUGCAAGCUAGUUACUGGGUGAUAUUUGGUAGAUUAGUGGGGAAGCCGAAUCGAUGCUGACCUAAGCUCCUGAGCCCGUACGUGGAUAUGGUUAUUAUAUGAGGUCGACCCCCGGACUCGUCCUCCACCGCAACACGGUUUGAAUUUAAAAGUCUCCGAUGGUCAUUGGUUUUCAGUUGCCAGCGCCAUAUCAUAUUUAAAGCAUGAUAUAUAUCGGUUUCCUGCUGAAAAUGACAGACUUAAAAAAAAAUAGGUUCUAAAAAGUGUUCCACGUACUCCAAUGAACUGUAUAUCCGGAUGAGUCAUAACCAAAGUCAUCCAUUUUAUUUUUCACCACAUUACAGUCAAAGUUUCCCUCAUUAACCCGGCUUCCCCGUAAUAUCGUCCACCGCCCCCCAGACGCGAGUGGCAGGUCUGCGCCGCAACGUGUGGAUGUACAUACCCGGAGUAGACGGACUAACGUGACAAGUGAGGGCCUUUUUAUAGACAAUACAGGACACUUAAAAAGACUCUUAUGUGUGACUAAAUGUUCUGUCCCUAUACCGUUGUCAGUGUUGAAACUCUGCAGUCCGAAGCACCGCGGGAUCUUUGUGGUGAUGAACAGAAUCCUAAACCGAGAGCUUUCCCCUUUUCUUUUUUCUCCACGUAUUUACGUGACGCAAAUGCGACGUCCUCCACGUAUGCUGGAGAAAUGCGAGGGUCUCUUAACUUUUUUUUUCCUUCUUGAAAAAAAUUGUCCCGGGAUAAAGCUAAAGCACACAUUUAAUGUAAAACAUAUCGUUGAAACAUUGAUAUUCCUUGUAAAGCAGCCAAACAUGUUUUUUGUUUUUUACGAAAAAGAGAAUUGUGUGAGAUGAAUAAUGAAGUUUGUGAAACGUAUUGAUAUUUCUCUAAUAUUUUGGUGUGUAUCUUGUCGCCACCCCUUUCAGCACAUUACUUUUUGAUUGCCUUUUACUGAAAUCCAGAAGAGAAGCACACCACACUCUGAUAGCUGCAGUCACUUUGGUUCCUAUUCUCAUGGCGGAUUCAAGAUGGUGCGGGUGAGACACUCAACAACUGGUUUUUGUUUGUUUACAAGCAGCCAUUUUUUUGUGCCAUUAGCUAAUGUUUCCAAACAGGUCUUAUACUUAAACUCCACUGUCUGACGAUGAAUUAUGUCUUCAGUUUGAUCUGUGACCUAUUCAUUCUGUUCUGUUCUGUUUAGUUUUUUUCAUGAAAGUGCCAUUUAACAUGGGCGUCUCAGUGCUCAGAAGUUAUUUCAUUCCUUAUUCAUUGCUAUUGUAUAGUGUUCCUGUGAAAUGGAUCUUAAUAUGUGUACAGACCAUGGUUCAAAAGGACAAUACACUUGAUUAUAUACUUUGUAAACACUU